Molecule: messenger RNA, 2535 nt
Organism: Eupeodes corollae
Lineage: Eukaryota; Metazoa; Arthropoda; Insecta; Diptera; Syrphidae
Gene: GlnRS
Product: probable glutamine--tRNA ligase
Exons: 3
Coding region: 163-2511 (782 amino acids)
Biological process (GO): translation; glutaminyl-tRNA aminoacylation
Cellular component (GO): cytosol; cytoplasm; aminoacyl-tRNA synthetase multienzyme complex
Molecular function (GO): ATP binding; glutamine-tRNA ligase activity
Source: RefSeq, a predicted model, not a curated record
GUCAGUGUCAUAAGCAGUAUUUGUUGGAGACGACCGGAGACGUGUGAUAUUUGAAUUGUAUUUUUUCAUAACUUUGCUGCUUGCCACAUUGCUCAUACAUUUCGUCAUUUUCUUCCUUUUGUGGUCUUAUUGUUCCAAAGUUAUUCGUUUACUAUUUAAGAUAUGGCUGCCGAUUCCGAAGUACUGCUGGCACAGUUCCAAGCUCUUGGGAUGAGCGAACAAAAGGCCAAAGAAACCCUUAAAAACGCCAACGUUACACGAAAUUUACAAUUGGCCCUUAAGGAAUGUGAAAUUACAACUCUAGGCGAGGGAGUUGGAAUGCUCCUCUAUCACAUGGCCUCAAAAAUAAAACCGCAAAUCAUCGCAGAACUGCCACUACUCAGUAAGUAUAUAGUCUCAAAGAAACUCGACUCGAUUAUGCGAAUCGAUGCCGCUCUCGAGUACCUUCUCAAAGUUGGUCACAAAAAGGAUGCUGUGAAUAUUGAAGAGUUCGAGAAGGAAUGUGGAGUUGGUGUUGUAGUCACACCGGAAGAGAUUGAUCGGGCUGUAGAGGAACAAAUACGUCUGCACAAAGAAGCUCUUCUGGAACAGCGUUAUCAUUUCAAUGUUGGCAAGGUCAUGCAGGAAGUGCGCAACCAACUGAAGUGGGCAGACGGCAAAGCUGUGAAAUCUGAAAUCGAAGUUCAAAUUUUUGACCUUCUUGGCCCAAAAACUGAGGCAGAUCUUAAACCUCUUCCGAAACCCGAUAAGAAGAAAGAAAAGGCUAAAUCUGUGGCUGCCAAUCCAGCAAAUCAAGCUGCAGUCAAAAAAGAAACAGCCGACAUUGAUUCGGAUGGUGCAAACACUAUUGCCGAACUUAUGAAAACCAAAGUGCACUUCCAUGCUCCUGGAGAGAACUAUAAAACUGAUGGUUAUGUAGUAACGGACAAAACUGAAGCAAUUCUUAAGGAACAUCUACGCCAGACCGGGGGAAAGGUAAGAACCCGAUUCCCUCCAGAACCAAAUGGAAUCCUCCACAUUGGCCACGCCAAGGCAAUCAACAUAAACUUUGGAUACGCAGCAUCCCAGAACGGCAUUUGUUUCCUACGCUACGACGAUACCAAUCCCGAAAAAGAGGAAGAGAAAUUCUUUGUCGGAAUCAAGGAUAUGGUCGAGUGGCUUGGAUACAAACCAUACAAAAUUACUCAUUCUUCGGAUAACUUCCAGCAGCUGUACGAGUGGGCUAUAGUUUUGAUCAAGAAGGGUCUUGCCUAUGUUUGCCACCAAAAAGCGGAUGAAAUGAAAGGUUUUAACCCGAAGCCAUCAGAGUGGCGUGAUCGGCCUAUUAACGAGAGCUUACAGCUAUUCCAGGACAUGAAGAAUGGUAAAAUAGAUGAAGGAGCCGCAACACUACGACUAAAAGUUACUUUGGAGGAGGGCAAAGUUGAUCCAGUAGCCUACAGGAUUAAAUUCAUACCACAUCAUCGCACGGGCAAUCAAUGGUGCAUCUAUCCAACCUACGAUUACACUCAUUGUCUGUGUGAUUCGCUGGAGAACAUCACUCACUCCCUUUGCACCAAGGAGUUCCAAUCGCGUCGUUCAUCCUACUAUUGGCUAUGCAACGCCCUGGAUAUCUAUUGUCCGGUUCAAUGGGAAUAUGGCCGACUCAACAUGAAUUACGCUUUGGUUUCGAAGCGAAAAAUUGGCAAGCUUAUCACGGAAGGCAUUGUCAAUGACUGGGACGAUCCAAGACUUUUCACGUUGUCCGCUUUGCGUAGACGAGGAUUCCCCGCUGAGGCUAUCAAUAACUUCUGUGCCCAAAUGGGUGUGACAGGAGCACAGAUUUCAGUGGAUCCGUCUAUGCUGGAGGCAGCUGUUAGAGAUGUUCUAAACGUCACAGCCCCCAGACGAUUGGUUGUACAGGAGCCGCUCAAAGUAACACUCUCCAAUUUUCCCCACAAAUCAGCCAUAGAGGUUGAAGUGCCGAACUUCCCUUCGAAUCCUGAAAAAGGAUCUCAUCGCAUUGUCCUCGAUCGUGUCGUUUACAUAGAACGAAGCGAUUUCAAAUUGACUCCGGAAAAAGGCUAUCGACGUCUAUCACCAGAGCAAUCAGUGGGUUUGAGACACGCUGGACUCGUGAUCUCAGUAAGCGAGGUAAAGAAAGAUUCAGAUGGCAAAGUUAUUGAGUUGAUUUGCAAAUGUGAAGAAUCCGAGAAGGCGGAAAAACCCAAAGCAUUCGUCCAAUGGGUUUCCCAACCAAUCGAGAUAGAAGUGAGGCUAUAUGAAUUACUCUUCAACCACAAGAACCCAGAGGACCCUAAUGAAGUUCCUGGAGGUUUCCUAAGUGACUGUAAAACGGACACUGUUACUACCCUGCGGUCGUAUGUUGAUCGUGUUAUGACUGGUGUGAAAGUGUAUGAUAAGUUCCAGUUCGAACGAAUUGGUUUCUUCUCUGUUGAUCCAGACACCACUGACGACUUGAUUGUGUUCAAUCGAACUGUUGGUCUCAAAGAAGAUGCUGGCAAGAAAUGAAAAUAAAACAUUGUUUGUUUUUUU